Aspergillus oryzae RIB40 is the source of this 462-nucleotide messenger RNA. RefSeq names its product putative pachytene checkpoint component Pch2. Lineage: Eukaryota; Fungi; Ascomycota; Eurotiomycetes; Eurotiales; Aspergillaceae. The coding region runs from base 1 to 462 and encodes 153 amino acids. The transcript has 4 exons. The record is from RefSeq and is a predicted model, not a curated record.
AUGUCGAAGCGCGUGUCAAGAACAACAGAGAUGGCAUCAUUAUUCGCACUGAUCUGGGAAGAGGUCACAAAAUGGCUAAUAGCUAAUUUCGUGGUUCUCAGCCUCGGACAGGAAAUAUCUUCCUUUGAAGGCCUGAGCGACUCACAUGCUCAAGUCAUAGACUCUGUGGUCGUCACCGAGUGCUCGGGAGAAGAUAUGGAAUCCGGCGCAUAUAGACUCCAACAAGUUGAACUUGAUGUCCAGGCGUAUCAGCUUCGCGCGGCAUUCGAGCAAGAAAGCUCCCAACAAACCCAACCUUUGGAGGAAUCCAUGGACAGCAAGGACGAAGAUUCAAAAGCAAGGGUACUCAACCUACCAAGCAGAGAGCUGGACGGACUAUGGGAGUCAUUGCUGUUUGACCAGCCGCUUAAAUCUAUGUUGCUUCGUGCAAUCACCAGGAUGGGUGAGGACUUUAAAGAGUGA